AUGGCGAGCAUCAACUGGCAGUUUAGUGGUAGCGAAGAUGCCAAAGAUGCUUCAGCUGCCACGCUAGGCUCUUACACCUCUAGGAUCAUGGCUAAGUGCAACCCAACUCCUGAAAAACCCAUUUUGCCGCCUCUAGGUGAAGCCCCCGAGACUAGCCAUACCGCUGAGAAGGCCGUCGUGAAAGCUGUCCUUAUGGGUACUGGAAACGCCUAUGCUCCAAGUAUUGGCCUUCCCGCGGCUAAAAGUGCCGUGGCAGAGUAUCUAAGUCGAGAUCUUCCGACCAAACUGACAGCAGAUGACGUGUUUAUGACCGUUGGAUGCAAACAAGCCAUCGCGCUUUCAGUCUUUAUCACGGCUACACCAAACUCCAACAUCUUGCUUCCGAAGCCAGGCUUUCCAUGGGACAUGGUCCAAGCAAUCUACAAGAAUGUUGAGGUUCGUCAAUAUGAAUUCCUCCGGGACAAUGACUAUGAGAUCGACUUUGACAGCGUCCGUGACCUUGUGGACGAGAACACGAGUGCGAUACUCAUUAUCAACCCACACAAUCCUAAUGGAAACACGUACUCUGAAGCUCAUCUUAUGGAGCUGGCUGUGCUGGCUCGGGAGCUACAGAUAAUGGUUAUUUCUGACGAAGUUUUCAGAUGGACUGUGUUUGGGGAUAAUCCCCAUGUUCCCAUGGGAAAAUUCUCGUCGAUCGUACCUGUGAUUAGUCUCGGUUCUUUAUCUAAGGGAUGGAGUGUACCCGGAUGGCGAACCGGCUGGAUCGCCCUGCACGAUCUUGAUGGUGUCUUGAAAUCUACCAAGAUCACAACUGCUCUUAAGCAAUUUCUGGCGAUAGAUUCUAAACCACCAACUGUUAUCCAGGCAGCUGUUCCCACCAUCUUGAAAGACACUCCUAAGGAAUUCUUCGAAAGGAGGAAGACUUUUCUGAGAGAGAAAUCGGACAUUGCAUUUAAUAAGCUCAAACGCAUACCAGCCCUAACCUGCUACAAAAAAACUGAAGCUUGCACCUUCUUAUGGACGGAGCUGAACUUGUCAAUGUUUUCGGACAUCGACGAUGAUGAAGAAUUCUGUGAAAGGCUUGCGAGUGAAGAAAACCUCGUCCUUUUACCAGGGAUUGCAUUUGGUCAAAUGAACUGGUUUGAGCCUUUGAGGUACUCCAUCGACAUGGAGACUCCGAGACUGGAGGAUGCAUUUGAAAGAUUGAAGAGCUUCUGUAAACGUCAUUCCAUUAUAUAUAGUUGA
Capsella rubella is the source of this 1245-nucleotide messenger RNA. Its product is annotated as probable aminotransferase TAT4. Gene Ontology annotation, biological process: biosynthetic process; amino acid metabolic process. Lineage: Eukaryota; Viridiplantae; Streptophyta; Magnoliopsida; Brassicales; Brassicaceae. The transcript is spliced from 7 exons. Gene Ontology annotation, molecular function: pyridoxal phosphate binding; transaminase activity. The coding region runs from base 1 to 1245 and encodes 414 amino acids. The record is from RefSeq and is a predicted model, not a curated record.